Girardinichthys multiradiatus is the source of this 4442-nucleotide messenger RNA. It is a transcript of the gene ptbp1a, whose product is annotated as polypyrimidine tract binding protein 1a. The transcript is spliced from 16 exons. Gene Ontology annotation, cellular component: nucleus. The record is from RefSeq and is a predicted model, not a curated record. Gene Ontology annotation, biological process: regulation of RNA splicing; mRNA processing; regulation of cell differentiation. Bases 313 to 2058 code for a protein of 581 amino acids. Gene Ontology annotation, molecular function: mRNA binding. NCBI's taxonomy places the organism in Eukaryota, Metazoa, Chordata, Actinopteri, Cyprinodontiformes, Goodeidae.
GAAGCUAAAGCAUUGUUUUAAUUUAUCCUAUUUGUGCGUUGUCUGGCUGCAACGAGCCUUUUCAACUCAGACAAAACCUCAACCACUUGAUACAUCCUGCUGGAAAUUUGCCGCGGCCUCCUUUUUUUCUGAAAAUGAUGGGCGUCUUGUCCAAUCAGCGCUCGCUUUGAAGCUUGUUCCCUCCUGUUUUUGGCUCCUGGAGCUGCCCGGACUAAUCAGCGUUCGCCUCCGCGUGUUCAGCCAUUUUGUAAGAAAAUCAAGCAAGUCUGCCGCCCUACCUUCGCUUCAGACCUGCAGUUUUUUUCUUGUGCAAUGGACGGCCGCCUAGACGCCACUGAGUUGUACCCUCUGGGAUCCGGCUACGUCCCUGAAAUUGACAGUGUCCAUGACAUAUCAGUUGGCACAAAGAGGGGAUCCGACGAACUCUUUUCUUCCUGCAUAUCCAACGGACCCUAUAUCAUGAACUCAGCCAAUGGCAACGACAGCAAAAAAUUCAAAGGUGAUGUCCGCAGCCCUGGUGUCCCGUCACGUGUUGUCCACGUACGCAAGCUGCCCAACGACAUCAAUGAAGCUGAAGUAAUAAGCCUGGGACUGCCCUUUGGGAAGGUCACUAAUCUGCUGAUGUUGAAAGGGAAAAAUCAGGCCUUUCUGGAGCUUAACAGUGAAGAGUGUGCACAGACGAUGGUGAGCUACUACUCCUCUGUCACCCCUGUCAUCAGAAACCACCCCAUUUACAUGCAGUACUCGACUCAUAAGGAGCUCAAGACGGACAACUCUCCAAACCAAGUGCGUGCCCAGGCAGCUCUGCAGGCAGUUAAUGCCCUGCAUGGAGGUGGAAUGGCUAGUAUGGCCAUUCCCACAGAUGUAAGCAGUAUGGCAGGAGCAGCAGCCCAAAGCCCUGUGCUCAGAGUCAUUGUGGAAAACCUUUUCUACCCUGUCACCCUGGAUGUCCUGCAUCAGAUUUUUUCAAAGUUCGGAACUGUGCUGAAGAUCAUCACUUUCACCAAGAACAACCAGUUCCAGGCUCUAAUCCAGUAUGCUGAUGCCAUGACAGCUCAGCAUUCUAAACUGUCUCUAGAUGGCCAAAACAUCUACAAUGCUUGCUGUACCCUGAGAAUCAGCUUCUCCAAGCUCACCAGCCUCAACGUCAAAUACAACAAUGACAAGAGCAGGGACUACACCCGCCCUGACCUUCCUACAGCAGAUUCACAGCAAUCACUUGACCACCAAGCCAUGGCAGCCGCAGCAUUUUCUGCACCAGGUAUAAUCUCAGCUUCUCCCUUUGGUGGAGCGCAUGCCUUCCCCCCAACGUUUGCUAUCCAGCAGGCUGGUCAGUAUGAGUUUUCAGGUCUAACAGUUCCUGGCAUUCACAGUGCCUUGGCGUCCCUGGGUGUGGGCCACAGCGGCAUGGCAGCAGCGGCCGCAGCUAGCCGGCUUGGCUUGUCAGGUCUCGCUGCCACUGGAGGACACAACGUGUUGCUGGUCAGCAAUCUGAACCCCGAGAGCGUUACGCCACACUGCCUCUUUAUUCUUUUCGGUGUGUAUGGCGAUGUCAUGAGAGUGAAGAUCUUGUUUAAUAAAAAGGAGAACGCUUUAGUCCAGAUGUCUGAUGGCACACAGGCUCAGCUAGCCAUGAGCCACCUGAAUGGCCAGCGUCUUCAUGGCAGGGCCAUGCGCGUGACAUUGUCGAAGCAUACAACAGUCCAGCUUCCCAGAGAAGGCCACGAGGACCAGGGUCUCACCAAGGAUUACAGCAACUCCCCGCUUCAUCGCUUCAAGAAGCCUGGCUCCAAAAAUUACUCCAACAUCUUCCCACCAUCUGCAACCCUCCACCUCUCCAACAUACCGCCUUCUGUGAUGGAGGAUGAUCUCAAAAGACUCUUUGCUAGCUCAGGAGCCACAGUGAAGGCCUUCAAGUUCUUUCAGAAGGACAGAAAGAUGGCCCUGAUCCAGAUGGGCUCAGUCGAGGAGGCGAUCGAGUCCCUCAUUGAGUUCCACAACCAUGAUCUGGGGGAGAACCAUCACCUUCGAGUGUCCUUCUCAAAGUCCACCAUCUGAGUGCCUUUCCUUGCGUCCUGCCAUCUGAACGCUACUGUUGAGGUUGCUUUCAGUGGAAACAGGCCUUCGUAACAUAUUUAUACUGUUCAUAAUUUUUCCAUGACAAUGUUUCCCAUUUAUUAAUUUGCUUUUGGAUUCACCUUAGAUUUCAGAUUUGAUCCACAGCAUUUUGAUUCUUGUCCUAAAUACGGCAACACAUCCAACAUUUAGGUUUUGUUGAUGCUGUCGUAGUUGUUGUCAAAGAAAGGAUAUUCUAAAAUAUAAAGGUGGAUAUUGAUUUUCCCUCUUGCCAUGCAUAAAUUGACAGUUUUAAUCGGCCUGGUUGGUUUACAUUCUUAUUUGCUACAAUUAUGAGUAAAAAAUCUUAAUAUUUCGGCUAAAUUGUUCAAAUUUGACUUUGUACUCUACAUUCAGCAAUAAAACCCAAUAAUCACUUUUGUUUUGACAAAGGGGCAACAUUCUGUAACCAAAACCUGUUGUAUUGGAGGUAAAGUAGAGGCAGCUGAGUAACUUACAUUGUGACCAUAAAGACACCCUCUAUAAGACGUAUCUAGAUGAAUUGUACCCGUGCCCGACCCACUUGAGCAUUCCUUUCACCCUUUUGGUUAUGAGAAAAUGUGUGCCGUUUUGAAAAAGCCACUUUAAUCCUGCUUGGCCAGUGAGAAACGGUUAAUGAUGAAGAAUGACUCAUCCCCGUCUUAUUUUUAUGUUGCGUCUACCCUCCCAUUUCCUUCUGGGGAUCCAGACCACUAUCGGAAGUCAUUCUUUAUGGACCCUUUUUUUCUUUUUAAUAUUUGUAUUAUUGUGCCUUACUUUGCCCCAUCCAGAAUGCUCUGGUUUCAUUCUGGUUUGUUUUUCCAUACCUUCUCGGUAUUUACCAGCAUUGUUAAAAAGGGGAAAGUGGCUCAUUUAAUCAUCUUACAAAUACAAUUGUUUAUCUUGUGUAUGCAUAUAGCCCUCAUUAUAUGUAUCUAGAAUCUAUGAAUGUAACUCAGUUAGAUGCUAAAUCGUUUUUUUAGGUGAUGUAGCUGUUUAGAUGUUGCUGAUGUAGAGCUGGAGUCAGCCUUUCAGUCUUACUGUCACUUCCAUUUAGUGGGUUUUGGGGCCUCAUUUAACCAGGUUAAGUUCAUAUAUGUGUGUAAAGCUAUAUAUUCAUUUAUCUUUUCUUUUUAAAUGUAGAUUUACAUGUAUCUUAUCUAACUGACUUGUGCUUAUAGUAGCUGAGUUUGAUGGCUAGUGGAGUGCCUUGUCCCUUUGAGUUUUAAUUCCAGCGCUGAAACAAGCCUGGUCAGUGGACUUUGUUUACCUCUCUUUCAGAUCUUGUAUCGUACCUGUCUGCAAAGAUGCCUUUUCAAAUAAUAUUCAGGUAAUCCCAACUGAGAGAGCAGCUUGAAGGCAUUCGCAAGUUUCUCAAUGACACUCUUAAGCUGCAUGUAAAAGGAAAAGAAAACAAAAAAACCCAACAAAUGUUGUUUUUUUUUGUUGUUGUUUUUUCGUAAACUCAUCAAAGGUUGGAGAAGCCCUGCCUCAUUCCCUGUCUGUGUCCACCUAAGCCACAGCCAGUAUGUGCACUUUUCCUUAAAGCUAAGUCCAAACGGACACCAUCACGCUGAAGUCUUAAACAAUCUCACAUUCCUGCGUGCCUCAAGCACCGGUUUCUACCAACCUGACCAAUGUAGUUUUGGAUCAGUAAUGGAUUAAGUUCUGUUUAUGUAAAAGAUUCUUAUGCAUAACUAAACAAAGCUUCAUGUAGCUGCAGACGGUUUUUGCUGUCAAGGACCAAAGUGUGCUUUACCCCUGCUAUUUUGUAGAGUCUGAACGUUUGUUGUUUUUUUUUUUUAACACAUUCCUGCUGUUCUGCAAAACCACCAGGAUUUCAUUCAGAUGUCUUUAAGGUGACGGCUUAUACUGUAUGUUUUCACUUUACGAAGAGCCUACUGUGGCAGAGAUCGCUUUAGAAUGCUUCAUUGAACACAGUCUUUGCUGUGAUGUUAACAGUAUAGAAGAAUUUAUGCCUUUUACUUUGGUUUUGUCAAAUGCUUUUAUUUUUCUUUUUAUAAGGGGGCGGGGUUGGGGUUAAAUGCAUGAAGUGGGUUUCAUGAUUGUAUAUAUUCAUGUUUUUGUACCACAAAAUGAUUUGGAUUAUAUUCACUUUAAGUUCAAAACAUGUAUAUUUUGAUAAACAGUGAAGACAUAUUAAGCUCUUCUGAGCUGGAAAACGUCAAAAAAAAAAAAAGAAAACAACCUUUUGUAACACAAAGAUAUUAAACUAUCUGAACACAAAUGUGUCUCUGUAUGUGCCCCACCCGCCCCCACCUUUUGCCAUUCUUGUUUCUUGCAUCUUCUGCUGCCUUUAAUAAAUCUUUAGUUUGUUCCUUCUUUCA